This is a messenger RNA of Paramisgurnus dabryanus, 3581 nucleotides long. It is a transcript of the gene micall2a, whose product is annotated as mical-like 2a. The record is from RefSeq and is a predicted model, not a curated record. Lineage: Eukaryota; Metazoa; Chordata; Actinopteri; Cypriniformes; Cobitidae. Gene Ontology annotation, molecular function: protein binding.
GCUCGGCAGUGAGGACGCCAAUGAAACGCCUCAGAUCCGCUUAACUUUUUAAUACUCCUCAAGACUUCAGACAACACGUCCAGCGUGAUUUUUUAUCACUGUGAGCCGUGUUAUUUCUCAAAGUAAGCGUGUUUAAUCCACUUUCUGUCGUGUUUGUGGCGGUAUUUUUGAGUGCUCGUGCAGAGGAUGGCGGCGAUCAAGGCGCUCCAGCAGUGGUGUAAGAUUCAAUGUGAUGGAUACAGAGAUGUGACCAUUAACAACAUGACCACAUCAUUCAGAGAUGGACUGGCUUUCUGCGCUCUUAUUCACAAAUUCAGGCCAGAUCUCAUAAACUUUGAGUCUCUCUCCAAAGACAAUGUGUAUUACAACAACCAUUUGGCUUUCCAUGUGGCUGAGGAACAUCUGGGAAUUCCAGCUCUUCUGGAUGCGGAGGACAUGGUGGCUUUGCCUGUCCCGGACAGACUCAGCAUCCUCACAUAUGUGUCACAAUACUAUAACUACUUCCAUGGUCGCUCGCCAAUAGGGGGAGUAGGAGGUAUCAAGCGUCAUGCGGAGGACUCCAAGGAGAUGCCAUCAGAGAAGAAGAACCUGCCUGUGGUUGCCAAAAAUCUGAAUCUCAAAACAAAUACAGAGAAUCGUCCUCCACAAACUGAAAUGCCAAAAAAUAUCAAAGACAACCAUCGUCCAUCUCUUAACAUCCAGAAAACUGCUCCAGAGAAGCACGUUUUAGCCACUCCAGCACGGCAGACUGGCACUGAAUGGCACAAAUCUUCAGGGACAAAAUGUGUACAGACACCAGCCACAUCACUCAGAGCAGAAUCUCAAAAGCCAUAUCCAGAUGCUGAGAAGAAAACAGUUUUGGUGGAGACGUCAAAUAAAAGCGGCACAUUGAAAAGUGACUGUACAGUAUGUGGGAAUCAUGUACAUCUGGUCCAGAGACACCUGGUGGAUGGAAAACUUUACCAUCGAAACUGCUUUAAAUGCAGUGUGUGCUAUGGCACAUUGAAGUCUGGGGCAUUUAAAUUGGGAGCGGACCCUGGAUCACUGGUCUGCAGUGUUCACCAACAUGCACAAAAUGCCUUCAAGCCCACCGUGAGGCCUUUUAAGAGCAGCGGCUUUACGCUUACUGAGCUGCGACCCAAAUCUGAGACUGUAGGUCAGCCAACACCUCAGCGUUUCACCUCCGUAUUAUCAACACCUAUCAACGCAGUACCCAGACCAGCCAACCCCAGUCCAGCACCGCAGUCAUGGACCACCUCAGCUCAGAAGACUCAGGUGGCCCGACAGAAGUUCUUCCAGUCCGGCGCCCCAUCAGCAGCCAUAAAACCGCCUUCAGAUCUCUCCACGAAACAGAACAGCAGUCACAAGGUGGAGGACAAAGACAAAACAAACGCACUGAUCAGCAGGAAACUGCCUGAAGGAAACUGCAAUAAUAACAAUGCACUUAAAUCUGACCCAGGAACGCAGAGGCAGCUAAACAUCAGAUGCCCUCUUGCUGAGUCCUCCAGCUGGAGGCAGGAGUUACACAGCAGAGAUUCGGGAGAAAAGUUGUUAAAUCAGGCCACCCCAUCCUCCUCUGCUAUCAGCAGAAGCUUCAGCACCAAGGAAUCCGUCUACCGUAGUGCCAUCAGCAGAGAGUGCAAAAGACCUCAAUCCCUGCUGCUUUCCACCGCCAAAGCUGAAGACGUUCAGAGCAGUGAAGUCUUGGUCGACCUGAGAUCAAAGCUUAAGGCACCAAAUGGCCGAGGACUGAGUGUUCAAGAGUCUGUCAAAGAUGUCCAGCUGACUCCUGGGAAAAAUGAAAGCGACUUCUCCAACCAAAAUAAAAAUAUUUCAUGUGCUCCAACCUCUUCAUCAAACAACAUGAAUUCCUCCAGCGAUGUUGCCCAGAAAUCUGUAGUUGAAACGGAAAAACAACUGGGUACCUAUGGCGAAAGUGCUCAAAAUCUGGCUUGUUCAACACCAGGUUGGGCUGUGAACUCUACCCCAGUCCAGACAUUCAGUCCUGAGGUUUCAUGUUUGGGACAGACAUGUGGUGCUUUUAAAAGUGAUUGUUCUGUGUCUUCGUGUGUCUCAUCAUCAUCAUCAUCUCAGUCCUCUAACAGACCUUCUCCAAAACAACCUCGCCGCUGGUCGGCAAGCUCAGAUUAUGAAAACGAAACUUAUUCCAGCAAAAAUGGCUUGACAUCUGAGACAAGUUCACCCACUAUCAAACCUCGCCACAUCCCAGCUGAUCAGAUCACCAAAGAGCUGCAGGACAUUGAGCACAACCUGAACGAUUUGGAGAAUGAGGGUGUAGAGUUGGAGUGGAGACUUCGGGUUUAUGAGGAAGAGGGUCAUGGAGACCUUCUGAUGGAUCCUCUGAUGGUCGACUGGUUUAACUUGAUUCGGAAAAAACAAAGCUACAUACGGCGAGAGUCAGAGUUGAUGUACAUAGCAAGGACACAAGAUCUUGAAGAGCAGCAGCCAGGAGUGGAAGGAGAACUUAGGAGAUUGAUCAAUAAACCAGAGCAUCUGAAGAGUCUGGAUGAAAAGAGAAGGGAGAGCGAGCUGUUGAACAGAUUGAUGGAGAUUGUGAAUGACAGGAACGCCAUUGUGGAGGGUCUUGAGGAGGACAGGAUAAGGGAGGGAGAAGAAGAUCAACAGUUGAAUGAGAUGAUGCAAAGGCUGGGUCUUCGGAAGUUUAAAAGCAAGCGAAAGUCAUCCUUUUCAAAGUUAUUUAGGCGGAGGAGCAAAAAAGCAUCUGUGGGAGAGUGAUGGAUCUUCAGAAGAAGUGAAGACAUCAAUAGUAGAUGUCUUCAGAUGGUUAAAGCGAGGUGGGAGUAGACUUAUGACAUUUUUGUCUCAGUCAGUUUGACAAAAAACAAUCUUUCUUUGUAAAAUCUCCCCUUUUUUUGGAAAUGUAUUGAUUUUGUUACACGUCUUCAUUUAUUUAACUAAUAUAAGUGCAUGUUUAUGUUCUUUGAGUUUAGGUCUUAUGCAAAGUUGAAUUUCUUAAUGCAUUUAUUAAUUUAAAUAAUUAGUGUUGAAUAUUUAUUUUUUAUUCCCAGACUCUCACUUGUUCAGACAUAAACCGUUUAGUUUCAUUAAGAGAGACACACAAUUUUCAAAGCUUAAAUACAUGAUUGUGUUAAUUGACUGAGAACUCAAGAGCAUCUUAAUUUAACCCCCACACCAAAACAAAGUUGAAUGUAUCAUUUAUGUGCUUGUGUGUAAUGCUUAGAGUUGUGGUAAUGGUGUAGUGCUUGCAGUGAACUGAAGGGGGCACUAUGAGCUCACAUGCAUGUGUAAUAGACUUUUAACACUAUUUUAUAUUCCUCAAAAUGCUAAAUCAAGCUGGAGAUUAGCCAGCAGAGGAUCUGGUGCUGGAAAUGCACGGAUUGUUGGUUUUAUUCCUUUUUUUAUUUAAGUCCUCUAACAUAGUUCAAUUAAAUAUGUACCUCAUUUAACUUAAGAAUUAUACUAUGUACAAAGAUGUCUUUUACAUUGGUGUAGAUGACCUGACUGUUUGAAAAACUUAAUGAAGGAAUAAGAUGUUUUAAAAAGUUUUAAAAUUUCUCUUAAGAGAUGCUUACAAAUGG